AUGUCUGCAUCCUAUGCGGGCAAUGAAAUAAUCGAACUUUACAUCCAAAAGGUCAAACGUGGAUGUAAAGAAGACAAGAUAGACCAUAUGUGGACCCAGAUUCUGCGUUUCUAUUUUCCACUCCAAGAAGGGUAUGGCAUAGAGCGCGAGCCUUACACAACUGAAACCACACGCGCUCGGGCCAAUAUCGUGGUCACAAAUGUUCGAGAAAACAGGACCAACAAAGUGUUAUUUGUUGAGUGCAAGCCUUUAAAGGCUAAGAUUCCAACUUUCAGACAUACCGCCACGCCUUAA
Messenger RNA from Penicillium robsamsonii, 294 nucleotides. RefSeq lists its product as uncharacterized. NCBI's taxonomy places the organism in Eukaryota, Fungi, Ascomycota, Eurotiomycetes, Eurotiales, Aspergillaceae. The transcript is spliced from 2 exons. The coding region runs from base 1 to 294 and encodes 97 amino acids. The record is from RefSeq and is a predicted model, not a curated record.